CUCAAACUAUCAGGCGACAAAGCGAACCUCGUCGAGUUCUGGCGCAACCCGGAGGCCGGCAACAUCUACCGCCACGCAGAGCACCUCACCUUCCCCGUGACCCCCUGUCUCGUCCACCACUCGAAGCUAUGCCAGACCGUGUCCUCGGCAUCGGCAAGCACGAAGACGAUUCAGGUCAUGGACAUGUGCUGCGGUACUGAGGUGGUGUCGUCGUAUAUUCAGAAGAUGAUGAGGGAGUUACCGGGACAGCAGAGGGAGAGGGUGAGGCUGACGAGCGCGGACUCGAGUGAGGCGCAGUUGAGGGUUGUGAAGGAGAAGAUUGAGAGGAAGGGGUGGGUUGGGAGUGAGGUUAAGCAGGCCGAUAUCAUGAACAUGUCGUUCCCUUCGGAUCAGUUUGACGUUGUUAUCGUCGCCAUGGCGUUGAUGCUCGUGGCCGAUCCGUACACGUCUCUCAAUGAAUGCUACCGCGUCACCAAACCCGGCGGCACAGUCGCAACCUCGACCUGGGUAACAGAAGGCUGGAUCCCAGACACCCGCGACUCAGUAGCAUCCCUCGCCCUGCCCGGCCCAAACCAACAACCCAUCUCGUGGCCGCAGUCCUCCAUCGAGCUGACCUCGCUCUGGGGCCCCGGCGCGUGGGAGUCCCCCUCCUUCGUCAAGAGUAUGUUCACGGCGGCCGGCUUCGUGGACGUGGAGGUGGACGUUGUGACCAAGUGGGUGCCGUUCUCGGGGGUCGACGAGUGGCGUACCGUUUUUCAGGCGUUUAUGCACGGGGUCAUGGAGAGGUUUUGGACGAGGGCGCAGAGGGAGGGGUUGAAGGGGCGGUUGAUGCCGACGUUGAGGGCGUUCAUGGAGGAGAAGUAUCAGGGGAGGCCGUUUGAGGUUGAGAGGACUGUUUUGUUGGCUAGGGGGAGGAAGCCGGAGUGA
Colletotrichum phormii is the source of this 927-nucleotide messenger RNA. RefSeq names its product S-adenosyl-L-methionine-dependent methyltransferase. The annotation marks the transcript as partial. Gene Ontology annotation, molecular function: S-adenosylmethionine-dependent methyltransferase activity. The transcript has 3 exons. NCBI's taxonomy places the organism in Eukaryota, Fungi, Ascomycota, Sordariomycetes, Glomerellales, Glomerellaceae. The record is from RefSeq and is a predicted model, not a curated record.